Molecule: messenger RNA, 4104 nt
Organism: Dracunculus medinensis (Guinea worm)
Lineage: Eukaryota; Metazoa; Nematoda; Chromadorea; Rhabditida; Dracunculidae
Source: the annotation of a GenBank genome assembly
AUGUUAACGCUAAUUGAAUCAACGGGAUCAAAGAAUCGAGCAACAACACGAUCCAAUAAUGUUAAUAACACUCAAGAAUUAGCAUUCGCCUGUGGUGAUAAUAAUGAUAACGACGAUAACGAAAAUGGCUAUUUCAUUGAUCGAUUUUUGGUCGGAAAAUCGAAUUCGUUAGACUAUUCAAAUAAAUGGAAGCAUGAAUUUAGUGAACGGCCAUCUGCAUGUGAUGCCGACUUGACUUUGCAACAAAUUAAACUGGAAAAUGCUAAAGGAAAUAAUUGCGCAUUAUAUUGUCGAAGUUUUAUACAAAAAUUACUCUAUGAAUUGGGUAAUUUUGUGCAGGAAAACAAAUUUAAAGUAUUAUUAUUUAUUACAAUACUAUUUAGUAUUUGUUGCUAUGGGCUUAAAUUUGUGCGGGUACAAACUGAUAUUGUUAAACUUUGGGUCGAUAAUGGUGGUCGUCUGGAUGAAGAAUUAACUUUUUUAACGAGGGUUCAAGAAAGCAGUACGAAAUAUCCAAAUGAAACUCUUCGAGAAAAUGGUCUUGGUGGUCAAUAUCAAGUUAUUGUUAUUCAAACUGCAAGAUAUGAAGGUGAAAAUAUUUUGAGUAAAGAAGCACUAUUGGAACAUGUUACCAUUUUGCAACAAAUUGCUCAAUUUCAAGUUGAAUUUGCUGGAGUGAAUUGGACAUUAUCGGAUAUUUGUUUUAAACCACCAUUACCUGAUGUUGAGAAAGGAUCAUUUGCUUCGAAUUACCUAAGCAUUAUUGAGAAAAUAUUACCAUGUAUAUGGAUAACACCUAUCGAUUGCUUUUGGGAAGGAUCGAAAGCUAUUGGACCCCACCCAAGGAUUGAUCUAAGUUCAUUGGGUUUCAUAAGAAAUUUCCUAUCAUCGUUACCAUCAGAAGAUUGGCUCUCAUGGAUGAAUAUGAAUCCAAAAGCAAUUGUCGACGAAUUACAUUCAAUUUUUUCAUUAAAUAAUUUGCACAGUAGCUUUGUUCGAGCAGAUAUUGGUAAAGGUUAUUUGGACCGUUGGUGUAUUGAUCCUUUGGAUCGAAAUUGUCCAAAGGAUUCUCCGAAUCAUUUUCCCUUUUGCAAAUAUUUACCAAGAUUUCUUGAAUAUGCUGAACGAAAUAAUUUUAAUGUCGAAAUUGAUCCAAUGUAUGUUCGUUCUGAAGAAGCAAAAAAAAAAAAUAAAGCAAAUGAAUUGAGCUCGUCCCAUCUCAUUGCUUCUGCUCUCUGCUUAAUGUUCUUCAUUUUUUCUUUCGAAAAUGUUUUAUAUAUUUUUUUUUCAGCGACUCGUUGUGCAAAAUAUGCUCAUUUUUUUGCUGAUUGGAUGAAAAAUAAUGAAGAUAAAUGGUUGCAUAUAUUAAAUGAGAGUGAGUUGCCAGUUCAUCCACAUUUUGGCAAGAUUUUGCAAGGUGGAUGUCAUGGAUUUGCGAAAGGUGUUAUGCUAUGGCCACAAGAUUUAAUAAUCGGUGGUGUUAAGACAAAAUUUGAUCAUAUUGAAUUAGCAGAAGCAUUGCAGACUGUUUUCCUUGUUGCAUCUCCCAGUGAUGUUUAUCUUCGCUUCAGGGAUAAUGAUAAAACUUAUUUGAAACCGAAUUUGAAAUCAUCGGAAUGGUCAUUGGAAAUGGCUGAAAAUAUUAUAAAAGCUUGGCAACGUAAUUAUACUCAAGAAUUAUAUAAUCAUGAAUGGAAUUUUGAAAAUUAUGGAGAUGGUGCUGCAUAUGAAAAACGGCGUAUUCAUCCGCUUGCAGCCACAUCAGUUUCCGAUAUGCUUGAACAAUUCUGUCAAUUCAAUUAUCGGAUUAUUUUUAUUGGAUAUUUCUUAAUGCUAAUCUAUGCGAUGCAAUCACAAAUGCGAAGAAACGGCUAUAUGCUCGCUAUUGAUUCAUAUAUGGGUUUAGCAUUUGCUGGUGUGGUCACUGUAACUUUUGCCUCGGUUUCUGGUCUUGGAUUAGCAACGUGGUUUGGUAUCAGUUUCAAUGCUGCUACUACCCAGAUAGUUCCUUUUUUAACACUCGGAAUCGGUGUUGACAAUGUUUUUCUUCUUUUACACAAUUAUCGAAGGAUAACCGAAAAUGUACAGAAGAAUGAAAUAGGCCUGUUGAUGAAAGAAACUGGAAUGAGUGUGGUGAUGGCUUCGAUUAAUAAUAUUUUAUCAUUUCUUGCUGGAACAAUAUUACCAAUUCCUGCUUUACGGGAUUUUUGUGCACAGUCUUCCAUCCUCUUGUCUUUUAAUUUACUUGCUGUUCUUACAUUUUAUCCUGCUUUAAUAUCAUGUGAUCUUCUUCGGCGUAAAGAAUCUCGUCGAGAAAUCUGUUGUUGCUCUAUCGUUGACACUGACCAUACCGAUCACUAUCAUAUUGAUGUUGGAGUAAAGCCCCAGUUACAAGUAAUUUUAAUCAUUUUUGAACGUAAUUCAUUAUUUGAUAAAGAAGGUGAUAUUGAUCUCAAACCAUGCACAUUAUCUUUUUUUCUUCAUAAUUAUUACAUUCCUUUCUUGAGGCAGAAAUUUACGAAGGCAGUUAUUCUCUUAACAUGCAUAGCAUUAUUUAUUAGCGCUAUAUUCGGAAUUCAUCAAGCAUCUUAUGGACUCGAACUCAGUGAUGUUCUUCCCGAAAAUACUGCUCCUGUUGCAUUCAUAAGAGCUCGUGAUCGUUAUUUCAGUUUUUAUCCUAUGUUUGCCAUAUUGAGGGGACCUAAUAUUGACUAUGCACAUGAACAACAUAAAAUUGAGAGUUAUCGACGAAGUAUUGCUAAAUCAAAAUUUGUUGUGAAAGGAAAUGGUUUGGAGCCAAGUGAGAAAUAUUGGCUCGGCCUCAUGCGCGAUUGGCUGAAAGAAAUACAAAUAAAAUUUGAUGAAGCUAUUGUUAAGAAACAGAUUAAUUUAACCGAAAUGAUAACAGCGACGAAUUACACCGAUUCUAUGAAGCAUGUUCCACAAGAUAUCAAAAUUGCUAUAUCCCUUAUCUGUAGUUAUGGAGACAAAUACAACUGCAGUGAAAGGUUAGGAAAAAUUCGUUUAAUUGACGAAAGUGAUACGAUCAAUGUUGAUGGUUUUUAUAAUUAUUUGACGGGAUGGUACAACGCUGAUAAAAUGAUGUAUCAUAUAUCUCAAGCUUCUUUCUUCCCCGUUCCACCAAGCCAUUCAUUCUUGACUUAUUCUCAUUUCGUACCUCCUGCAAUGCCUCUUGCAUAUAGUCAAAUACCGUUUUAUUUAACAGGACUAACUAAUACACCAAUAAUAGUCGAUAUGAUUAAGGAUAUCCGUGCAAUCUGUGAUGAAUUCUCAAAAGACGGGUUGCCUAACUUCCCAUCAGGCGUUGCAUUUAUUUUUUGGGAACAAUAUCUUUAUCUCAGCUCAUAUUUAUUGCGGUCAAUUUGUAUAAUUGCACUUGCAGUUUUCUUUAUUAUAUCCAUCAUUUUAUUUAAUCCAUGGGCAGCAGGUAUUGUCAUGAUUAUAUUGAUCAUGAUGACUGUUGAAUUGGCAGGUUUCCUUGGUUUAGCUGGGAUAAAAAUGAAUCCUAUAUCUGCGGUUACCGUAAUUACUGCUGUUGGAAUCGGUGUGGAAUUUACGGCUCAUGUGGUGUUCUGCUUUUUAACAUCUUUGGGUACGCGUGAUCAACGCAUGUGCGCUUGUAUUGAUCGCGUAUUUGUUCCAGUAAUACAUGGCGCUUCAUCGACUUUAUUAGGCAUUUUUAUGCUUGCCUUCUCGGAGUUUGAAUUCGUUUUUAAGUAUUUUUUCGUUGUGAUGUCAGCACUGAUUCUUAUUGGCGUUAUUAAUGGCUUAAUUUUAUUACCUGUGCUCUUAUCUCUCAUUGGUCCACCUUGCGAGGUAAUACCAGUAGAUGGAAGUAAUCGAUUAGCAGUUCCACCACCACUGAAGCAACAUACAAUUAAACGCAACGAUUCUGACGAUAGUAACGCGGGAACGUUGGGCGCUGAAAAUGUUUAUGUUUAUGUUUAUUUUCUUUUUUUUUUCAGAAAUGGAUUUGUUUUUAACUUCAAUAUUUCUUGGAAUGACUUUUUUUUUUACAGUGUAGCACUAUGCUUCUCAUCGAUCCACACAAUGGUUUUAAAUCAACACCACGGCUGGUUGUAA